This is a messenger RNA of Zingiber officinale, 555 nucleotides long. Lineage: Eukaryota; Viridiplantae; Streptophyta; Magnoliopsida; Zingiberales; Zingiberaceae. The record is from the annotation of a RefSeq genome assembly.
AUGAAUUGGCGAUCAGAACAUAUAUGGAUAGAACUUAUAACGGAAUCUCGAAAAACGAGUAAUUUUUGCUGGGCCUGUAUCCUUUUUUUAGGUUCACUAGGAUUCUUAGUGGUUGGAACUUCCAGUUAUCUUGGUAGGAAUUUGAUCUCUGUAUUUCCAUCUCAGCAAAUCGUUUUUUUUCCUCAAGGGGUUGUGAUGUCUUUCUAUGGGAUCGCGGGUCUGUUCAUUAGCUCCUAUUUGUGGUGCACUAUUUCGUGGAAUGUAGGUAGCGGUUAUGACCGAUUCGAUAGAAAAGAGGGAAGAGUGUGUAUUUUUCGUUGGGGAUUUCCUGGAAUAAAUCGUCGCAUCUUCCUUCGGUUCCUUAUGAGAGAUAUCCAAUCAAUCAGAAUAGAGGUUAAAGAGGGUCUUUAUACUCGUCGUGUCCUUUAUAUGGAAAUCAGGGGCCAAGGAGCCAUUCCCUUGACUCGUACUGAUGAGAAUUUGACUCCACGAGAAAUUGAACAAAAAGCUGCUGAAUUAGCCUAUUUUUUGCGCAUACCAAUGGAAGUACUUUAA